UUUAAUCAGAGACUUGCUGCUGGUUGAAGCUGAACCGGGAAGAUGGCAGAGCCCGAAAGCACCGUUCUGAACACCGAUGUGAAGCAGAAAGACCCCAGAGAGGCGCUGGUCAUCGCGGUGACAACCAGGGCCAUCUUCGACCUGGAGGAGGAGCAUGCACUCUUCCUGGCCAAGGGCAAGGACGAAUACGUGAGGCACCAGCAGGCCAACCAGGACAAGCCCCUGCCACCAGGCACGGCCUUCACCUUCAUCCAGGCGGUGCAGUACGUGAACGAGCAACUCCUGGCGAGUGACCCAGCGGAGCGGGACCUCUUCGAUGUCAUCGUGCUCUCCAACAACAGCCCUGAGAGUGGCACGCGCAUCAUCAACAGCGCCAAGCACUACGGCUUGGAGAUCUCCAAGUUCUGCUUCGUCAGCGAUGAGGACUCCACGCAGUACCUGAAAUCCCACCAGGUGAAGCUCUUCCUCUCAGCCGACAGGACAGAUGUUUGCAACGCCCUCCGCAGAGGAGUUUCUGCAGCGCUCGUCUUCCAGCAAGAGGUGCAGACCCCCAGCACCCAGCUGCGCGUGGUGUUUGACGGUGACGCUGUGCUCUUCUCGGAUGAGACAGACCAGGUCUUUCGGGAGAAGGGGCUGGAGGGAGCUGUGCAGUACGAAAGGGCCAUGGAGGCCGUGCCCAUGGGAGAGGGUCCUCUGAAGGCUUUUGCCAUGCACCUAGGGAAGAUGAGAAAGAAGUUCGGCCAAGAGAAAUCCCCCAUACGCACCUAUCUGGUGACAGCCCGCAGCGGCCGGGACAUGGGCAUCCGAGCCAUCAAGACGCUUCGGGAAUGGGGGUUGGCCAUUGACGAGGCUUUCUUCAUGGAUGGGGCUCCCAAGGGCCCCAUCCUCACCCAGAUCCAGCCCCACAUCUUCUUUGAUGAUGGCUUUCACAACAUCCAGGGGGCUCAAGAAGUGGGUGUACCCUCUGCCUGGGUCCCCUCGCAGUGCUGACGGGCCGGGCACCAAGGGCUAUCAGUCCUCCCUCCCAGCACCAUGUGGCGUUGGGUCAUUUCAAGGCAAAACUUCUGGUGGGAAGGGAAGGACGCCCUAAGCUGCAGCAAGCAAACCUCAGGGAAAGGGAGAAGAGAACAUUGCAGGGGAGUGCCAGCUACCAGACAAGGCGUUAUGCUCAUUUCUGCCCCUGAGACAAGGUUCCUGUGGUCCUGGGAUGAAGCCAACAAAAAUGCAAAUUCUCUAGGAGGGAAAAAUACCUUUGCUGUGCCACCAAGGGCUGCCACUUUCCUGCCCUGUAGAGCCUGGGUGCUUUUCCUUUCUCCCAACAGAAGCAAUUAAGCUGCCUUAGACACAGUCUCCAAGAUUUACUCUCUGGCACGCUGGCCAACGCAAGCCUUUGAUACUCUGCCUCCGCCAAACGUGCUCCUCAGCUCGGUUUCCCAAGGAAGCGAGGCUGGUGUGUGACUGUGUCCUUCUAGCAGCGCUCUGCUCAUCGCAGAGCAGAGCUCUGACCACUUCCAGCCAAAGGGUGUGCGAAGGUGUGAGGGUCCUGCCGAUUUGGUAAAAACGGACGACUGGGUUGAGAAAAGAAGCUUGGAUCUCAAUUAAAAAGCCCGGCAUACAAGAGAUUACAGGAUGAAUCACCUUCUCUUGGGGUCACAGGCAGAACGUCCCUAGGAGACCUCAGCUCCUGGGGCAUCCUAUUUUCAAAGGCUAUGCUUUUUCCAGCAGUACGUUUUCAGGCCAACCCUGGGAGGUCCUGGGCCACAAGGAGGCACAUGCAGGCCCCAGUCCUUUCCACGGAUGUGAGCAGUAGCCACCAGGGGACACUGUGCUGCGCUCCUGCUGCAGCCCAGCCCUCACCCCAGCCCCAGGGCGGCAGGGGACAGGAGUUACAAACCCAUGGGCCCCUUCUUGCAGGGGAGCGAACGAGAAAAAUGAGCGUGCCUCUAAGAGCCUGCCAAAAACAAGCCUCCUGGGGGACUCCCCUGGUCCCCCGUAGCGUAGCUCUGCCUUGCUAUACGGUCUAAAAAAGGUUACUGGCCUCCCACCCCCGAUGACACUAGAAGGUCACUUCCAGCAUGAUAUAAGCUCUCCAUCUCAGCUUUUUUGCAAAAUCCUGAAAUGCAAAUUUUAUGGCAGACCUCAGAGAAGUAGAGAUCUCUGAUGAAAUUUUUAAUCGCAGCUGGUUGAGCUGAGGGGAUUUCAUGAAACUGAAACUGCUGCAUGAAAAAUCAUUCGGUUGAAAAACAGCUGGCUGGCUGUAAUGACCGGUAAGUACUGGUGUCGCCGAGUGGCCCGGUAAAUCCAGCCUGCUCCAGUAUUUUAACUUUGAUCCACUUGAGCUUCCCACGAAGGAGCUCAGGGCUUGCAUUGCUCCGGUCUCUGAAGGGCUCAUCAAGCUUCCCCAAAUGCAGAAAAUCACUGAGGUCACCCUCACAGGUGCAAAGUUCUCUCUCUUGGGACUCUCACUUUUUUUAGGUCUAAUCAUCCUGCUCUGAAACGCGUUGGUGGCUCCCGGGCUGCCCCCGUCCUCUCCGCGCCACGGCUGUUUUACCCCAUUUGCGCCAAAGCGAUCCGCCUAUUGUGUUUUAUCCUUACUUAAACAUUGGUCCUAGCCCUGCUCCCAGAAGAACCCAGCAAAUCCCAAACAGCAUCAGCAAAGAAAAGAAUGGGAAGACAGAGCGGGGACAUGGUUGAUGGGGGGCAUCGGCCAGAGCCAGUAGUAAAAAAGUAUUAAUGAUAUACCAUGCGCCACGGGGACCUCUUGCCCACUGCUUGCAACCAGCGUGAGAACAUAAAUCCAGCCAAAUGCUAGUCCCAGCUGCUGAACGAGGUGGGGAUUGUGGCCAAAGGGGAUGAAGAUGACGGUGUUUGUAUACUCAGUGGGAUUCAGAAAGCAAUGUUUUAAAAUGGAUUUACAGGUGCCACUCUCACCGAUGCCUUUU
Molecule: messenger RNA, 2942 nt
Organism: Struthio camelus australis
Lineage: Eukaryota; Metazoa; Chordata; Aves; Struthioniformes; Struthionidae
Source: RefSeq, a predicted model, not a curated record